Messenger RNA from Rotaria sordida, 1211 nucleotides. Lineage: Eukaryota; Metazoa; Rotifera; Eurotatoria; Philodinida; Philodinidae. The record is from the annotation of a GenBank genome assembly.
AUGAUAUAAUGUCAAGCAUUAUCAAUUGAUGAUAUUUGUUAUUUUACUAAGUGUCAAUCAAAUGAAAAAAAUCAAAUCAAUCAAGAAGAAGUGCUCGUCGAACUCAAUCUUGAAAACAAUACCAUGGAUGCUUCCUAUGUUCCAUAUUUAGCAUGUGCAUUAAAACACAAUACAACACUUGCUGCAGUGGAUCUAAACCGAAAUCAAAUCAGACAGGAAGAAAUACAACAUGUGGCUAAUGCACUACGAAACAAUAUGACACUUGGUACACUAAAUCUGGACAAAAAUCGAAUGCGACAAGAAGGAGCACAAUAUCUAGCGGAUGUACUACGAAACAAUACGACUCUCACUCUCACUACAUUAAAUAUCGGUGGACAUCGUAUUGGACAUGAAGGGAUACAACAUCUGGCUGAUGCAUUACAAAACAACAAUACACUCAUUAAGCUUAGUAUUGGCGGAAAUCAGAUCGGACUAAAAGGUAUACAAUAUCUAGCAAAUGCAUUAGAAAAAAAUACAACAUUGACAACUCUCGAUCUGCAGGUUAAUCAUAUUGGAGAUGAAGGGAUACAAUAUUUAUGUAAUGUAUUACGAAAAACGCAAACACUGACUACACUCGAUCUUAGUAGUAAUCAAAUCGAAGCAUCGGGAGUAAGACAUCUGGCUGAUGUACUUGAAAACAAUUCAACACUGGUUACACUUAGUUUAAGAGACAAUGAAACGAGAAGUAAAGGCGUUGCAUAUCUGGCGUAUGCAUUACAAACGAAUAUGACACUUACUGUACUCAAUCUACGAUUCAAUUAUAUUGAUGAUGAUGGAGUAGAACAUUUGGCAAAUGCUUUAAGAACAAACAAAACACUAACUACUCUUAAUCUUUCGAAGAAUCAAAUCACAGCCACUGGAUCACGGUAUCUAGCUGAUGCAUUACAAAAGAAUACAACACUUACUGUACUCGAUCUCGAACGCAAUCAAGUCGGAAUGAUGGGAACAAAACAUCUAGCUAAUAUGUUACAAACGAAUUCAACUCUUAUGAUACUCAAUCUAUGGGACAAUCGAAUUAAAGAUAAAGGAGCUGAAUAUUUAGCUUCUGUAUUAGAAACUAACAUGACACUCACUAUAUUGGACAUUGGAUCAAAUAAUAUUGGAGACAAUGGAGCAGAACAUUUGUCUCAUGCAUUACAAACUAAUAAGGUUAGUUUGUUGCUUCGUUAUGU